AUGGUUUCUCAAAACACGCUCGGAAUCAUGGAACAGCAGAACCCUCAGGAGUUCAUACUGGAUGUCUUUACGGACCCGGCGUCCGUCCGUGACGUCGUCAGAGCCAUAUUACAUACCAUCUUCUUCCACCGUUUCUUCCCCGCCACCAUUCCACAGUCGCGCGAGGUCCUCGACAUCACCCUACCCUUUGUCCAGGACCAGGAGCUCGACACCAUGAUCGAGAAGCGCACGGCCGAGCUAGACCGCGAGCUGAGUGCUGAGAGGACACAUGCGCCAUACUCUGCGGGCGGAGUAUCCGUUGGGGGCGGCGGUCGCGGCAACAUAUCCGUUCAGUUCUUUGAGAAGAAGCGCAGGAAGACGUGGUACAUGCGCGCGGCGUACGGCGGCGGCGAUGAGGAGAUCUGCUGGGAGUCCUGGACCGUAAAGGUGACAGUGGCAGAGCCAAAAACAGAAAGUGAAAGAGCAAAGGUGCGGAAAGCCAUGGAACAAACAUUGCUUACGACGGUCAUGAAGAUUAUUACAAACGUCAACCAGCACAAAGACCACAUCCCACCGAUUCUCACAAGCGAGUCGAACCCGUUUCCAUAUCAGAUCAACGUCAACCAGAAAGACGCUGGUUGGGCCAAACGCAUAGGGAUCUACUGA
Molecule: messenger RNA, 645 nt
Organism: Pestalotiopsis fici W106-1
Lineage: Eukaryota; Fungi; Ascomycota; Sordariomycetes; Amphisphaeriales; Sporocadaceae
Exons: 3
Coding region: 1-645 (214 amino acids)
Biological process (GO): autophagy; autophagosome assembly
Cellular component (GO): phagophore assembly site
Source: RefSeq, a predicted model, not a curated record